CUGGGGCGUUUCACUGGGACAGCCCGGUUGUGUCCGGGUAAGAUGGCGUUGGAAGAGCAGUGCUCGGCACCACCUCAAUGGCGGUCCAUAUCUUUGACACACGUAGAAUUCCCCGAGGGUGAUCUGACGGGGAAUGUGCUGGCCUACAUCAGUCUCCUACCCAUAGCAAUCCUUGUGGGUUUUGUUACACUUAUAGUGUUUAAACGGGAGCUCCACACGAUUUCUUUCUUUGGCGGGCUCAUCCUGAAUGAAGGGGUAAACUGGCUGCUUAAGAACAUCCUCAGAGAGCCGCGCCCAUGUGCAGGAACACACUCCACCCUGCACACAGAUUAUGGGAUGCCCUCCAGUCACUCCCAGCUCAUCUGGUUCUUUGUUGUUUACUUCUUUCUUUUCCUUUAUUUAAGAAUGCAUCAAACCAACAAUGCUAGAUGUGUGGACCUGCUGUGGAGACACAUACUGUCCAUCAUCCUGUUGGGAGUCGCCUUCUCAGUCUCGUACAGCAGGGUCUACCUGUUGUAUCACACCUGGAGCCAGGUUUUCUAUGGCGGAGUGACCGGUUGUACGAUUGGCAUUGUCUGGUUCUUUUUCACACAAGAGGUGUUGACACCAUUAUUCCCGAAAAUAGCAGCGUGGCCAAUAUCAGAGUACUUCCUGGUGCGAGACACGAGCCUGAUCCCCAACAUCUUAUGGUUUGAGUAUACAGUGACCAGAUCAGAGGCAAGGAACAGACAACGAAAGCUCGGAACCAAGCUUCAGUGAUCCGCACAUUUCUUUUGUGAAACUGAAUUUAGGACCACAUCACACACCACACACACACACACGUACACAGACGCGACACACUGACACUCAAAACACAAACCAACGCUCACCGACAAAAAAAACACACUGGAGAACCAUCUUCUGGACUGACGUGGUGGCGAGGGAAAGAGGGGGCAGAAACCGUUUACAGGUGGCGAUAAGAGUGCCUGGACCUGACCCCGGAGCCUACAGCUUGAGCGAGUCCGUCCACAUGCCUCUCCUCCUUGUACAGCUUGCCCACAAUGCUCUUCAGUGCAUGCAAGACUGCGCAAGAGGCAUACUAUUUAAUGAUAGAUUAAUAUAUAUAUUUUAACUAUAAACGCACGCUGGCAGUAACAGUGUACUGUAAGAGAGAGGAGGAGAGAAGGAGGCUCUGGUCAGACACAUCGGUGGGCGUCAUUGCAGCAUGUAUUUAGUGAUUCCUCUUUUUUUUUUUUUUUACUUUUCUGAUGGGUAGCUGGUGGG
This is a messenger RNA of Labrus bergylta (ballan wrasse), 1263 nucleotides long. It is a transcript of the gene dolpp1, whose product is annotated as dolichyldiphosphatase 1. NCBI's taxonomy places the organism in Eukaryota, Metazoa, Chordata, Actinopteri, Labriformes, Labridae. Gene Ontology annotation, biological process: lipid biosynthetic process; protein N-linked glycosylation. Gene Ontology annotation, molecular function: dolichyldiphosphatase activity. Gene Ontology annotation, cellular component: intracellular membrane-bounded organelle; endoplasmic reticulum membrane. The record is from RefSeq and is a predicted model, not a curated record.